GUCGAAUUGAAAAAAGUAAGGUAGAUCAUUUUUGUUUUUAAAAUUGUCUACAAAACAUAUUCUGUAUUAAGCAGAUUGAUUCACCCUAAUAUUCACGCGUAGCAUAGAGUCACUGGUGUUACACAUUUGGUUUGGAGUUUGAGUCGAAUGCUUGCUAGUCGUUGCUCGAUUAUCUUAUCGCCGAAUGUGGACUCCAAGUUGGGAAGCGAAUUCCUCCCUUCAGUCGUUACUCACUAACUGGCAUUGCGGUGACGUUAAUACGGAUCGGCUCUCACCGAAAAUCGAAGUAAAUCUCGACCGAAUCCUUCAUCAGUAGAUAAAUAUGGUGAUACUCGGGCGUUCGUUGUGUGAUUGCUCGGCGGUCAAGUUUAAUGCGUUUGAAUAGGCCGUCGCUCAGUUGUCAUUUUAAAAUUUCAAAUUUAGUUACGACUUGUCCACCGACGUGUGCUGAUCGACGGCUCCGGCGCAAUUGAAUCCAAGAACUCUGGUCACUGGAACUGCGGAAAUGUUUAUGCAAGCCAACAUCAUCGGAUGCCUAACCUUGCUGGUGACUCUGGGCACGGCUUUUAAGGAGCACCCGCACUUCUGCAUCGAGACGGAACCGCUGCUCCUGUCGCACAUCGAUCGACAUGUGGUUAUCCCCAGCGAGAAGGAUCUGCAGUGUCAUAUUAAGGCCACCACGUUGACCCAAAACGAGAAGGCGGUCCUCGUGGACACCCUGUGUGCGGAUCAUGGUUCCACGACGGUCAAGCGGGACAACCACCACUUUCUCCGGCUGCACAACGGUGAGCUGAGGGGACGGGGUGCCCAGUCGGAGGUGUGUGCCAAUGGAGCUAAUUCGGUUCUGGCCUGGGUCCCAUACGACAUGGUGCUUCGGAACUAUGCUGCCGAGCUGAAUCCCAAGGAGCGGCUGACAUACAUUGCCAAGGCCACGAACGUGGAGCGUGAGAAGACGGAGCUCUGUCACUUCCCUCACACGGAUUUGGUCAAUGCCGUGACGGACAAUCUGUUCACCUGCGUGGUGAUGAUAUUCGGCGAUAACUUUUACGGUCUGGAGGACAACAUCAAUGUGCUAGUGGAGCUGGAACCACUCAUGUACCAUCUGAGAAACAUCACCUACCUGCCGUGGCGCAAUGUUUCCAAUAGCUACAAGAUGCACUUGGGCGACAGUGUGCUCCGCAAUCCCAGUGGCGAACGGAAGCCCAUCUACGGUAGCCUGAACUACGAAUUUGUGGAGAAGAUCCUCGUAAACAUGACUAGUGUUUACCAGGAUAAAAAGCUGGCCAGGCUGCCACUUCUCUUCGAGCACCGUAGCUCUGUCCUCGAGUUGGACUCGGAUGGAGUUGGUGGUCUGGAUGUGGCGGAGAAGGCCUAUUUCGGACGCAGCAUGGAUCCCAGGAGCGAGGUGAAGGUGCAGGUGAUUGGCCAGUGGGUGGACCAGCAUCGGGAGUUUGGAGCUGAUAUAUACGAGUAUUACGGUCACGGGUUGAGGCGCUAUAGACAACCUUUAGCCGGAGCCCAGCUCACUUUUGUCCGGAUCGACAAUACGGAGCCGGCUUUCAUGGCCCCGGAAUCAAAUAAUCUGGCCAAGGCCUCGCUUUUCCGAGACCAUAAGACUGACAAGCUGAAGGAGGAUCCCUCGGGCAACUUCACCGAGUGGGAAAACGCCCAGGAGGAGGAUUUCGAUGAGGAUGAACCGGGUUUCUACGGGUGGUUUGUGGUGAUUUCACUGCUUUUGGCCCUCGCCGUAAUCCUGGGUAUCUACCUAGUAGUACGAACCCACAGCAGGAGGAACAAGCAGCGGCAGAUGUACGACCUCGCUAAUACGAAUGUGGCACCACCAGCCUAAAAAAUUACCAUUAUCCUUAAGUUUUGUAAAUCCGAAAAAACACAGUUCAACAGGUGUUUGUACUCCGAAAUGUCAGUUAUAAUAAACGGGUUGGCAGCACCACUGCCAAGUCCUUAAAUUUUGUUUUAAA
This is a messenger RNA of Drosophila rhopaloa, 1979 nucleotides long. RefSeq lists its product as uncharacterized. The record is from RefSeq and is a predicted model, not a curated record. The coding region runs from base 506 to 1849 and encodes 447 amino acids. The transcript has 3 exons. NCBI's taxonomy places the organism in Eukaryota, Metazoa, Arthropoda, Insecta, Diptera, Drosophilidae.